AUGGUUCACUCCAAUCCCUCCUACGAUUUACCCGCAAAUUACUCUGACUAUCAAGCCUAUCAUCAUUAUUCUUCGCAGCUGUCACAAUCAUCAUCCCCCUCUUCUGAUGGCUCCUCAGCAGAGAAUCCUGAUAAUUCCACUCCCUGCUCGAUAGUGUGGGUCAAUACCCUGGAGACAGCAUUCACUUUUCUUGACCCAUGGGCGCUCAGUACGACUCAGGUUUAUCCCCUCGGUGCUUCUACUUCGCUGCUGGAAGCUCCAAAAGAUGGAAAACUUGAUCUAUUUUCAUACUGCGAUGAAGGGACGUCUCAUACGACAGCGCCCAACACCAGACCGGACCAUGUGGAAAUUUCGUUGGGAUACCCUCGUGCGACUGAAAGUUCGUCGGGCUGGAUUCAUGGAGUAGAGGGCUACGGUCGCAAUGGCCCUGAUUUUCAGAUUUACCUUACGCCUUCCCCAGCCGCUGAACACUUUCCACAACCCUCUGAGGCGAUGCAUAACACGCCCUCUCCUGCAACAACAUCAACUACGUCUUCCGAUUCUUCACAGCAUGUCAAUUGGGGGAGAACAGAAGUUGAGCGAGAAAUUGAGCGCAAUGACGCAGAAAAGAAUUCAAUUCCAGAUGACAGUGGCCCCACAGACCUUCCCUAUUCUCAUUUGAUUGCGGAAGCUCUCAAGGCCGCUCCUGAUAGGAAGCGUACACUUCAGGAGAUCUACAGCUGGUUCGAGCAGAAUACAAGCAAAGGGAGAGAUCAGCGCUCAAAAGGAUGGCAGAACAGUAUCCGGCACAAUCUUUCAAUGAAUGCGGGAUUUGAAGCCGUAAGGGUAGAAUCUCCCAAUGGCAAAAAGGCCGUGAACUACUGGCGCCUCACGGACGAGGCAUACAGGAAAGGCAUCCAGUCGACUACCCGGUAUAGGAAGCAAGCAAAUCAUAAGAGGCCUUUGGGCUCGGAUCCGCCGGCUCCCCAGCGCCAACGAUCUGGGGCCAAAGGAGGGAAGGCGACCAAGAUUGCAACCAAGUAUCGCGGCCAGAUGGUUUUGAUGACAGGAGACCAGCAGGACGCUGCACCAAGGGAACGACUGUAUCUGCAUCCCGCCCCUCUGCAUCUGCAGCAGCAGCUACCGUCACAGAUGGUGAAUCGCCCUCCGUACCUUCGCGCAGCUACUUCUGUGGCGACAGUGUCACCAACCCGUGCGUCAGGUCCGGCCACGCUGAUGCAUCGACCAUCAGUGGAACAGUACAAUUCGGGUAGCAUCAUUGGCUGCACGGAAGCCCCACUGUACCCCUAUGUUCUAUGA
Molecule: messenger RNA, 1299 nt
Organism: Aspergillus fumigatus Af293
Lineage: Eukaryota; Fungi; Ascomycota; Eurotiomycetes; Eurotiales; Aspergillaceae
Product: forkhead domain protein
Biological process (GO): regulation of transcription by RNA polymerase II
Cellular component (GO): nucleus
Molecular function (GO): DNA-binding transcription factor activity, RNA polymerase II-specific; RNA polymerase II cis-regulatory region sequence-specific DNA binding
Source: RefSeq, a predicted model, not a curated record